CUGGCACCGGAAUCAAAGUCGGAACGCGGGUCGCUGCAGCACUUAGCGCAUGGGAGCGUAAACCAAAACCAGCAAAGAAUGCUGCUCUUGGCUCUAGACUGAUAGGACUUGGAGACACCCUGCAGAUCAAGACAAAUGGACAACAAUAAGGGGAUUGAUUGUGCUCUGGUAUCCAUCAAUCAGACUACCUGCUUGCGAAGCUGGGCUUUCAUGUAGUCUAUAAUACCCGCGAAAUACAGCCAGCGAAAUGCUUGGUGCACCGUGUUCACCUAGUGCACGCAAUGACGUACCAUGUUGGGGCUCUUGUCGUACUGCUUUCUCAGUUGCAGUGGCAGUUCGCAGUCGAAUGCAAGUGGGGACCAGUACAAGAACAGCCCGGUUUUUAAACAGCAACAUUAACAGAACCAUGGCCUAUUGCAGUGUGACCAGUACACCUGAUCGUUUCGCACAGUGUCUUGCAAAUUUUCAAGUGGAUGAGCUUUUGAUGCUGGAAAAGUCCAUGGAGAGAAUGGAGGUUGUUGAUGACAGCCCCAGUCCCCGCGAAGAUAUAGCUGACCUGGACUCGGCCCCCACCACAGACUGCCCUGAGGCAAAGGCAUCUGCCACCGUUAUGCCCCAGCGAAUGGCCUUGAUGGCAGCCGAUCGGGGAGACCAUGACAGUACUGGCUCUCAUGCAGCCUGGCACACUGCGCCGUCCUGGAUGGAACCGAAGCCGUCCAAGCUGCAGACCCUGUUCCAGGUCAGCAUCACGGCUCUGGCCUUUCUCUCGUUCGGUGGCUACCUGCUCUGCCUGAUCGUUCAAGCAAUCAAGAGCAAAGGCACAACCUACUUCCAUCCGGUGGCCACCGCCACGAGCACCUCGAACAAUGGGAAUGUCAAGCGCAUAAAGAUCUACAGGCGGAGCAAACGGAGCACUAAUCAGAGCCCCCAGGGAGUGGGAGAUAUUCCCAUCAAGAGCAUCCUUUUGCAGCAGGACUAUGCCACCUACAUGAAUGCGGUGCGGGGUCAACGCUGGGCGAUGCUCACCUAGAGGGAUCAUA
This is a messenger RNA of Drosophila pseudoobscura, 1040 nucleotides long. RefSeq lists its product as uncharacterized. Bases 248 to 1030 code for a protein of 260 amino acids. The record is from RefSeq and is a predicted model, not a curated record. Lineage: Eukaryota; Metazoa; Arthropoda; Insecta; Diptera; Drosophilidae. The transcript has 3 exons.